Molecule: messenger RNA, 2187 nt
Organism: Chanos chanos (milkfish)
Lineage: Eukaryota; Metazoa; Chordata; Actinopteri; Gonorynchiformes; Chanidae
Product: kinase D-interacting substrate of 220 kDa B-like
Exons: 11
Coding region: 1-2187 (728 amino acids)
Molecular function (GO): PDZ domain binding; protein kinase regulator activity
Source: RefSeq, a predicted model, not a curated record
AUGGAAAACAAGACAGUUUCCAAGAGCAUUCCCACCACCAAAGACGUGGAGCCUCUGUUGGAGAUCGAUGGAGACGUGCGAAGCUUCGAGGUGUUCCUGUCCUCCAGAACCCCGGUCCUCGCCGCCCGUGACAUCCGAACCUUCCUGCCCUGCACGGUUAACCUCGACCCCAAACUCAGAGAGAUCAUAGCAGACGUGCGUGCUGCCCGGGAGCAAAUGAACAUGGGAGGUGUCACCUAUCCCACACUGCCCCUGCAGGAGGGAGGACAACGCGCAAGCUCCAUCUACAGCCAGCACUCCUCCGCCUGCUCCCCCACCGCCUCCUACACUGGUCCCUACAACCCGCCCGGAGUGUCCCCCCAACCCCACAGCAGCUACUACAGCGGCAUGGCCGGCCCCCAGCACCCCUUCUACAACAGGCCAUAUUUCCCCCACCAUGUAUACCAGCUGCCCCGGCCCUACGCUGGCAGCAGCUUCCCUGCCCAAGCACUUCCACCACCUCGCCCACUCAUUAAACCCGGCUUCCCCAGGGACCCUAGCAGUGGACUCUGUAAGGUACCGUCUUUGAAAAAGAAGCAGUCUGGCAGCAUCGCUGGAAUUUUCAGAGAUGCCUGGAAUACCAGCAACAUGCCAAGUCUGUCCGGAUUUUCCAUGAGCACCGAUGUGGUGUGUGAGCGCCUCAAACUGAUCGAGGGAAUCGACCAGAGCAUGCUGGCCCAGUACACAGCCACCGUUAAAAAGGCUAAUAUCAAUGGCAGAGUUUUGUCCCAGUGUAACCUAGAUGAACUGAAGAAGGAGAUGAGCAUGAAUUUUGGAGACUGGCAACUCUUCAGGGGAACCGUGAUGGAGCUGCGUCAUGUGGAGAAUCAGGUCCUUCACGAGGAGGCCCCCAGUGAACAGGGUAGUUGUGUGGCGCCUCAUGGCGAGCCCGGCAGGCGUCCAGGACCCGGGCAACACGGAGGUGUUGGCCACAGCGACACCUCCCCCAUGUACAGCUUCAACCUAAGCUUUGAGGAGCUCACCAACGUGGGCCUGGAUGAGCCCACCAGGCAUGCCAACCCCCCUUGGAUGACCACCACACACCGAACUCCCAGUAUGUCAAGCCUCAACUCUCAGGAGUCGUCCAACGACAUCUGUAAGCUGACAGACAAACAGCAAGCGGAGUAUCGCAACGCCUACCAGGAGUACAUUGCCCAGAUGGCCCAGCUGGAGAGCUCAGGUAGCACAGCAGAGAAACCUGUGCAGCCACACCCUAACCAGUUCAAACACUCUGGGUCUGAUGACAAGGCAAAGGACGGAGGAGAGCAAGACAGUCGCAAGUCCUUCUCCAAACGUAGCGGCGGGAAACCUGCCGCCGACGCGACAGACUACGCCUCCGCCGAAGCCGCCACUCUGGACCCCAUCACCGAGGAAGACGAGAAGCCCGACCACGGCUCCUCCAAGUCGCUGCUGGGACGCAAGACCUCCGGGGAAAAGGUCGGCCUCUUCCAGGGAGCUGACCUCAAACUGAAGGCAGGAGGUGGUCUCCGAUACCAGAAGCUGACCAGUGACGACGAGGAAUCUGAAGAGUCAGACAACGCUCCUCUCCUCAAGGAUGGGAAGAAGCCAGACACUAAAGAAACAGAGGGUGAAGAUCGUUCUUUGGCGAAGGGUAAAGAGUACCUGUCCGAUGGCAUGCUGGACAAGAAGGAUUCCUCCGACUCGGGCGUGCGUUCCAGCGAGAGCUCCCCCAACCACUCCCUUCAGGACGAGGAAGCCGACCUGUCCCAGUCGGAGCGGACCAACCUGAUCGAACUGGACGAAGAGACUGUGACCAGGAUGUCCAUCUGCUCCGAAGACCAGUGCAGCCUUUUGGCCAGCAGCCCUGAAGAGAGCUGGCCGUCCUCGAAGAGCUACAACCUGAACCGCACGCCGAGCAACACGACCCUUAACAACAACACCAACGCCCAGCAGAGCAACCGCCCACGUCAGCCUGCAGAAACCUCUUCCACCACCACCACCUCCACCUCCACCACCGGCAGUGAGGUCAUCGUUAACCCCAGCCCCAGUACCACCAACGCCACCCAGAACGAGAAUGUGCGUGUGGUCCAUCUGAAGAGGGGUCUGAAUCCAGGGGUGCCGCCUGAGAUCUGCACCGUGUCUUCAGACACAGUCACUUUUGGGGAGGAGCGUGAGAGCAUCCUGUGA